This is a messenger RNA of Pocillopora verrucosa, 829 nucleotides long. Its product is annotated as cornifelin homolog. NCBI's taxonomy places the organism in Eukaryota, Metazoa, Cnidaria, Anthozoa, Scleractinia, Pocilloporidae. The record is from RefSeq and is a predicted model, not a curated record.
CACGUGACAAACAAUCAGACACGGGCGUAUUUUUCUCGGGUCAGAGUAUUGUGGAUUUAGGGAAGAAACAACAUUGAGUUACAGAGAUGGAGCAAGGUUACCCAGUUAUGGCUCAACCAACCAAUUUCCAGACCAGCAAUACAACUGUAGUUGUGAAUCAGCCAGCACCCAUCGUGUUUCAGCAGGGAAUGCGAGACUGGAGCUCUGAUCUGUGCGGAUGCUGCGAGGACUGCUACUCUUUAUGUAUGGGAUUGUUUUGUCCAUGUAUUUUACUCUGUGAUGUGUCCCAGAGAAUGGGUGAAGGUUGUUGCUUUGCGACCUGUUGUCCUGGAGCUUUGUUGGGGCUGAGGAUCAAACUCAGGGCACAGCAGAACAUUCAGGGCUCCCUGUGCAAUGAUUACUGCGUGGUUCAAUGCUUACCAACAUGCGUGCUGUGUCAGCUGUCACGUGAGCUGAACCACAUCGGAUUGAGGCAGUGAUUUUGUCACCAAAUUCCGUGAAGAUGUACACUGAUUAUAAGAGUGUUGUAGAAAGAGUCUUGCUAACUUUUUUUAAGCCUGAAAAGCUAAUUUUGCAUGGUUAAGAUGAAGUACUUUCUAAAGAAUUUAGGAAGAACGUUGUAGGAACUGCAUUUAAUCUUUGAUAAAAUAGAACUGUUGAAACUCUCGUUAAAAUGUGAUAAUCGAACGAAAUAAAGCUUAACUUUAGUUUACCAGGCAAUAGAAGACAGAAGCUAUGACAGCAUAAGGAAAAGACACAUCUGACAAGAACUUUAUGUUACAAUAAUUUUGUAAACCGUUUGUAAAAAUAAAGCACCGGGUGACACCGA